This is a messenger RNA of Lymnaea stagnalis (great pond snail), 4317 nucleotides long. Lineage: Eukaryota; Metazoa; Mollusca; Gastropoda; Lymnaeidae. The record is from the annotation of a GenBank genome assembly.
AGCUCUACAAGUGCUCUUGUUGUGCUGGGCCAGCAUCUGAGUUCUACAAGUGCUCUUGUUGUACUGGGCCAGCAUCUGAGCUCUACAAGUGCUCUUGUUGUGCUGGGCCAGCAUCUGAGUUCUACAAGUGCUCUUGUUGUGCUGGGCCCCUGAAAUUUCAUCUAGAUCCAAAAUUAAAAUUAAAAUAUGAACACUUGAAUUAUUUAUUUUGUUUUCUAUAAAUAGGAAAUAAAUCUAAUUUGUUUAGAGUUAUACCCCUUUAAAUUUUGCUUUCAAUUUAAUAAUUUUAGUAAAGGCCUAUUAUAUCGGUCAUAAUGCCACAGAAGCAGCCAUAACGGCUGAUGAUCUGCCAUUUUGACAGCUCUUGAGUAAUUCCAAAAGUGGAAAACUCAAAUUUUAAGAAUUUCUAAACAUAUCCUCAUAAUUUAUACAGUGUAUUUGAUUGAGCCACAGCUAAAAUGAGGCGCUUGACCUUGUUGUUUGUUAAUAUUCUCCGCUCAUUAAAUAAUGCUACAAUCCAACUUCAGUUGAUAUAAUUAAAGGUUCAAUACUAUACACAAUGCACAGCGCUGCUUUCAGUUUUAAGCAAGGGACUUUUAAUCAAAAUAGGAACGUCAUUCUCUUUUUUUUAUUUUUAACAUAUUUUCAUUAAUGACUAUUUUAUUGAACAGGAACUCAAUGUCUCUCUAUGUUUAACUAUGUUUGUGUGUGUAAAUACAAGCAGGUUGUGAGAGCAGCAACUGUCACGCCUAAUUUUAUCAGAGCAACUGUCACACCUAAUUUUAUCAGAGCAGCUGUCACGCCUCAUUUUAUCAGAGCAACUGUCACUGCUGAUUUGAUCAGAGCAACUGUCACGCCUAAUUUGAUCAGAGCAGCUGUCACGCCUCAUUUUAUUAGAGCAACUGUCACUGCUGAUUUGAUCAGAGCAACUGUCACGCCUAAUUUGAUCAGAGCAGCUGUCCCGCUAAUGUGAUCAGAUCAAUUCUUCCACCCAAUGUUGUAAGAGCAACCACCACACAAUGUCUUGAGAGCACUUGUCACAAAUGCUCCAUAGUUAUAGUUCAAUGUUCUAGUUUUGUAAUUUAUUUCUUUUGUCGUGAGGUUCAGUCAAUGAUUUUUAUAAUAUAAUAUCAGCAUUUGUCCAUCAGGCGUUUGUCCGAGUAUCCAUUGCCCAUUGAGUAUCCAUUGCCCAUUGAGUAUCGAUAGUCCAUUGAGUUUCAAUUGUCCAUUGAGUAUCAAUUGUCCAUUGAGUAUCAAUUCUUUAUUCUAACUCUCUAACCAGUUGUCCAAAUUGUCAGUAUCUUAAUGACAGCAUGAGACAUCCAGUUAUUUAUUGUAACGAGUGUCAUUGCUCUCAACUUUGUACCCAGUCAGACACUCCUCCGUGGUGGCUGUUUGCUACAGCCCUUUAAGCUGUCCAGUCGGUCACUGAUGGCGGCAUGGUUUGCUACAACCCUUUGAGCUGUCUCGUCAGUCACUCCAUGGCGGCAUGGUUUGCUACAAUCCUUUAAGCUAUCACAAUCUGUGGCACAAUAAAAGAUGACUAACUCUACAGUACAACUUUUGUGUUUUGAUUCAUUCUCUUUAAUAUUGAUUCAAUUUGCCACAGUUUAAGGCUAUCUUUUUGUUGAGUUGAACAGUUCUUAUUUUCUGAAAGCUAUGCUGUUCAGAUUCAUGUUCAAUUCAUGUUCAGUUCAUUUUCAGUUCGUGUUUAGUUCAUGUUCAUUGCUUCAAUCUUGUCAGUGAAGAUUUUUUUUUUUUAAUGGUUUGAUCUUGACAUUGGCUUACAAUAGUUCAGUAGAUUUGUUGACUAUUAGCACUGAGAACCAAAACAAUGGUCAUUGCAAUAGCAGAUCUCAUCCCAAAGAUGUUUGGUCAAUCAGUGGUGAAACAUCUCAGGACAAACAUGUUGGUCAAUCAAUGGUGAAACAUCUCAGCACAAACAUGUUUGGUCAAUCAAUGGUUAAACAUCUCAGCACAAACAUGUUUGGUCAAUCAAUGGUGAAACAUCUCAGCACAAACAUGUUUGGUCAAUCAAUGGUGAAACAUCUCAGCACAAACAUGUUUGGUCAAUCAAUGGUUAAACAUCUCAGCACAAACAUGUUUGGUCAAUCAAUGGUGAAACAAUUUGAAGGUUUUAACCAAUAAUAACCAAGUUACCUUUUUAUUUGUAGAUUGCUGCAUUCUAUGGACACAAAUAUGUUCAUAUCCAUUUCACUUCUUGUGUUUAAUGAUAAUGUUCAAAUGUAUUAUAAAAAAAUAAUAUAUUAAGUUCAUGAAGCUAAUGACAUUUUACUCAGUGUACAGAGGGAGAGAAUAGAGAAAUACAUUUGGUAAUUUUGAGAAUUUGUAUUAGUGUGCCCUAUGAACCAAGCUUUUAUUGAGGAAAUCUUAUCCAGUUGGAGUGAAGGAUCCGUCGACUGUAAAGACAGAUGUAUGAUUUUUGUGUGUGUGUGUUUACAUCUUAGGCCUUUACUAUUACCUUGAGGCCCAAAACCCAUAUACCUAGGCCUUCAUGGGAUACACUAUCCUAUACACAUGUACCUUAGACACAUUUCUAUAGGCCUUAUAUGGAAUUCACUAUCCUAUACACAUGUAGCUUAGACACAUUUCUAUAGGCCUUCAUGGGAUACACUAAUCCUAUAUGCACAUAGCUUAGACACAUCUCUAUAGGCUUCAUGGGAUACACUAUCCUAUACACACCUAGCUUGGACACAUUUCUAUAGGCCUCCAAUGAGAAUCUUGUUUACAUUUAGAUCUCUAUAUUGUUGGUCAUGUUAACAGAAAAUCCAAUUUGCUGUCUCUAGGGCAUUUUUAAAUAACAUGACAAAAUGUUGACCGGAUUGCUAUCCUAAAAUCUAUCCAUAUGUUACCAGAGGUUUAUUUUUUGAUGUGAGUUUUGUCCUAAAAUGUUUACCUUAUGUUACCAGAGGUUUAUUUUUUGAUGUGAGUUUUGUCCUUAAAUGUUUACCUUAUGUAACCAGAGGUUUAUUUUUUGAUGUGAGUUUUGUCCUAAAAUGUUUACCUUAUGUUACCAGAGGUUUAUUUUUGAUGUGAUUUUUGUCCUAAAAUGUUUACCAUAUGUUACCAGAGGUUUAUUUUUGAUGUGAGUUUUGUCCUUAACUGUAUACCCUAUGUUUAUAUUAAGUGUGAAUCUUAAAAUACGAACCCUUAUAAUUAUAAUUAUGUUAUAAUUAUGUUCUUAAUUCAUGGCCUUUUAAUUAAAUUAUUGAUAUUGUCCCAAAAUGUGAUGGUGAUAUUAUCCUGACAUGUGAUGGUAAUAAUGUCCUGAAAUGUGAUGGUAUCCUAACAGAAAAAUUUGGCAUUAGAUGAAAUGCAUUGUCAGGACACUCGUCUCAGACUGGACAACGUUAACUCAUUCCUGACAUUUGCGACUGAAUGUGUCAUUUGGAGGCUUUAUUUAAAAAUAGCAUCAAAAUCUCGCAACCCUCGAGACUUCUGGUGAUGGCGUAAUUCUGAGUGAUUUCAUUUUAAAAACGGGAAGCUUUUAUCUUGUUUCACUUUCACUCUUUAUGCUUAAGUAUGUUCAUCAGAGGUGACAAAAUAGAUUUUUUGGUCAAAGCUCAUUUGAUCCCUGUUAAUGAUAUAUUUUUAUAAAACUGAAUUAAUUUCUGGAUGGAUUAUCUAUUGUUCAUUAAUAGUAAUAAAUAUUUGGCAGUUUAAAAAAAAAAAAAUUAAAAAAAGUAAAUCAAUUGCAAAACAGAGUCACUUCCCUUUCUAAGGGAUAUCAAUUAAAUACCACAGCAGCACUGCCGUCAGGAAUGAGUUAAUGUUAUAUUUUUUCUAAAAAUCCAUUUUUCAGUGAUUACAUUAUGUACUGAUUGAAAUGUCCUAGAGAUUAUUGUGUAACGUAAAGAAUAUAUCUAAGUGUAUCUCAUUGAUAUAUCUCAAAUGUUAAAUAAAAAGUUGAAUUAAAUCUGUCAUGCUAUAUUUUGAUCUAUUGAAACAUUUAAAACAAAGAUCAAAUCACUAAAUUGUCAUGGACGAGAAGGUGUGAAGACUUGUUUGAUUUGAUUUUUCAAGAUAACUUGAUUUUAUAAGCACUAAAUGACAGUUCCUGCUUGUUUAAUCUAGAAGGAAUGUUUUAUGAUUGUGUAUUAAAGACAUGUUUUGCUUGUUUAAUCUAGAAGGAAUGUUUUAUGAUUGUGUAUUAAAGACACGUUUUGCUUGUUUAAUCUAGAAAGGUAUGUUUUAUGAUUGUGUAUUAAAGACAUGUUUUGGUUGUUAAAUCUAGAAGGUAUGUUUUAUGAUUGUGUAUUAAAGACAUGUUUUGGUUGUUAAAUCUAGAAGGUAUGU